This is a messenger RNA of Dermacentor andersoni, 7271 nucleotides long. NCBI's taxonomy places the organism in Eukaryota, Metazoa, Arthropoda, Arachnida, Ixodida, Ixodidae. The record is from RefSeq and is a predicted model, not a curated record.
AUUCACUAGCCAUUUUUUUUGCAAUUGCAUAUACAAUAGCAAGCAAGAACAAAGAAGAACAAUUAUUUUUAAAGCUUUGCUCUCCUCAUGGCUGUUCCGGUCGCCUUGACGCGCGCGCGCCAUAGCGCGCGCGUCCUGUACGCAUAUAUUCUCUCCGCCGGCGGUGCGCACAUAGAGACCAACUAGCAGACGCGGGUGCGCAGACGCACGGACUCUGGGUGAUGGGCGCACGUCGAAGCAAAGCCCGUGAGGACGUUGCGCGCCAUCUGGAGAAAAUAACGCUAAUUCUAGCGCACGGCGAAGCAAAGGCCGCAAGGACGCUGCGCUCCAUCUGGAGAAAAUAACACUAAUCUAGAGUACUUUCUCCGUUAGGGUCAUGCAUCCGAAACCAUGCGUUUAGGUGCAGCCGUGUGCACGGCAUGACACCAGAGAGGAACGAGCAGUACAGGUGAAAUAACACUUGUGUACCCCAAGGCGACAAAGCUUCUGUUUUUGUGCCUUCGGCUUGCCGACACCGGCGUCUACCAUGGGAAAAGACGCAAGAGCAAAGCGCACGUUUCGAGAAGAAUGGAGAAAGGACAAGAAACUGAGCGGAUGGAUUUCGUCACGUGACGGCGGAACGACUGCUCACUGCAAGUACUGCAAUUGCAACAUUCGACUCCACUACAGUGAUCUGUUGAAGCACGCAGAAACCAAAAAGCACCGCGAGUGCGCAGUAAUCCCAAGUUCGCAACAAAAACUGCCGCAGCUUCUAGCGUCUUCGAGUCGAACGUACUAUGAAAAGGCUCGCCGAGAGUUAAGGAUCGCCUUGUACACUGCAGUGCACACUUCCAUAAAUGCUGUCGACGAACUUGGUGAGAUUCUGCAUUCCGAAUUCAAUGAUUUUGAUCUGCACAGAACGAAGUGCACGGCUAUAAUUACGAAUGUUCUCUUCCCGUACUUCACGGAAAACAUGGACAAACAACUGAACGGCUCCAGCUAUUCUCUAAUGGUGGAUGAAUCAACCGAUGUAUCCACGACAAAGCAACUUUGCAUGGUUGUGCGGUUUCUGAGUUUAGAAGAAAACAGGAUUGCAACCACCCUUCUUGAUCUCGUAGAGCUGUCUGAUGGAACGGCAGAAACGCUUCACGACACGGUAUUGAAGACGUUGGACAAGCACGGCCUAUCGAUCAAGAACUGUCUCGGACUCUGCACCGAUGGUGCAAAUGCCAUGUGCGGCAAACACAAUUCUCUGUUCAGUCGUCUUAGUGAGGACAACAAAGACUUGAUUCUGAUCAAAUGCUCUUGCCCCAGCCUGGACCUUGUGGCAUCCAAGUCGAUGGAGGCGAUUCCUUCUGCGGUUGAGCACUUAGUGCGAGAAACCUACAACUACUUUGCACACAGCAGCUGCUGGCAAGAUGCUUAUAAGAGACUGUAUGCCAGUAUGACAGUGGAAGAUGAAAGUGCAAAUCCACCGCCCAAGAUUCUGUCGCUUUCGCAGACGAGAUGGCUUGCUAUUGCAGACUCUAUAGAAAGAAUUUUGGCGCAGUACCAGUCUCUCGAAGAGUUUUUUGAGAAAGCAGAAGAUCGCAGCUACAACGUGCGCGUUUUACGAGAGAUAUCGGACGUGUGCCCAAACCCGGACAACAAAAAAUGCCGAAGAUGUGGGGAAGAAAACCCGCAGGAGGACCACCAAUGCGAAGCCCAAUGCCAGCUCUGCGGGAAAGAGCACCCACUCGGCGACAAGAGAUGCAAAGAGCUGUACAGAACACCAUACGAAAUCAAGAAAAAAAUCUGGGAGAAGAAGAAAGACAAGCAGGAGGAGCUGAAGACCCAACAACGGAAACCCCCUGUGGACGGAGCUGAGAAACUCCUCAAGGAGGACUUCCCCAAGCUGGAAGGAAACAACCAAGGAAACUUGCUGACCCCCGGUAGUCAGGAGACCAGGGGACGCAGGAGAUCGAGAUCCAAGGACGCAAAGGGGGGGAGGACGCACCUGUAUGCCGAUCGCUCCAUCUUCGGCGACGGCUCGGCGGCUGCAGCCUGUGUUGCUCCGGACCUUGGCGUCUUGAAGCAGUGCCGGCUCUACUACCGGGCUUCCUCCACCAUGGCGGAGCUCGCUGGUAUGCACCUUGCCGCAGACAUCCUCGAGGAGUCGCCGCACAUCACCAGCGCGGCGAUUCUCUGCGACUCGAGGUCCGCGCUGCAGCAGCUGCUACUCGACGAGCGCGCACUGCCCCUUGCACUGCGCCUCGCCUGCCGUCUGCACGCACUGCAGGGGAGCUGCGACCUACGCCUGCAGUGGAUCCCCUCGCACGUCGGAGUCGCGGGCAACGAGACGGCGGACCAGCUGGCCAGACGCGCACUCGACCCAUCCACCGCGCUGACGGAUCGGGACAAGGUGUUUGCUUCAUUGAAUAGUGACAUCAAAAAGCUAGAAGCUGGCUGCAUGUUGGUGGACAGCGUUCCCACAUACGGCACUGUGGUGACAAUUCUGGGCAACAACCUAGGCAGCCGCAGUAUUGGUGGAUUCAUGGAAAAUUUCAGCACAGCUGAAUACAUCUCCAGCCCAGACGACUUCAUGUCAUUUGUUAAGGAGUGGCCUCCAGCCCUCGGCAAGGAGGACUUCACAACCACUGCACUGCUUCGCGCGGUGUGGCUUUGCGUGGACGGCGAGAUGGAAGCUGCCACGGAAGCUGAAGAGUUGCAAACUACCUCUUGUGAAGAAGAGCUAGCUGAGGCAAUGAAUGCGCUGGGUGCCAUGGGAGUCACAUACGACGACUACGUCACCGUGGAUGCUGCCGUCGUGACACCAGAGUGUCAGAGCAUCGCCGAGAUCGUUGAGAACUCAGUCGCGAUGGCCACCACCUUGCAAGUGCCAGAUCCAAUUCCGGUUGGUGUCUGGAACCAGCUUGGCGUUGACUGCAAUGCCGUCGAUUUCGUCACCAAGGACGACGAUCUUGUCACCUGUGGUCUGCGCACAGUGGAAGACAUUGUGGAGGAUGUAUCGUCGCAGUCUGGAAUUUCGGCCAGUGAUGAAGGACACGAGUGCCAAAAUGGUGAUGACCAAGCACCCAAGCCGCUCCGCAUGGAAGUGGACACGGGGGCAGGCGUUUCCGUGAUUGCCAAGUCGCAACUCCUACAGCUUCUGCCUUCGGUUAAUGUGCAGCCGUCGCAAGUGUUUCUGCGAAGCUAUUCCGGGGAACUGAAAAAAGUCGAAGGCAAGGCUGACAUCCUUGUGAAGUUUCAUGGCAAGGAGGCGGAUCUACCCAUUUUUCUGACCGGGGACAAUUCGCCUACUCUGCUAGGACGCAACUGGAUUCGCGAGCUGGGCAUCGGCCUCUCCAAUGUUGAAGUAAAUAUACAUGCACUUUCUGACAUCAAACACCUAGUCCAAGACUUCGCAGAGGUGUUUGAAGAAGGUCUUGGGCCAGGGAAAGAGCCCUUGGUUCCAAGCGACCGAAGCAGGGUCUGCAGCCUUCACUUCAGGCCAGAAAACUAUCGGGAAGGCCUUAAGCUGCGGAGGUUGAAACCUGAUGCUGUGCCAACAGUUUUUCCUGCAUUCCCUGCGCAAAAUGAAUGUAUUCUUGACACAGCUGCAGCAGAAGCACUAACCAGUGAUGACGGAAACAACGAGGCUGUAACUGUUCAGAAAUCGAGUUCUGGACCUGCAGAACAACCUCCGCCAGGAGCUCCAAUGGAGCCUUCAGGAAUGUCUUUGCUGGAGCCAAUCCAAGAGGCCCCCUCUGGCCAGCUUUUGCUUCCCACCUUUCAGUUAGCUCCACAAAAAGCACUGAGAAGCGGCCUGUUGUCAUCAUCAAAGCCAGCAGCUAAGGGAACACAAACGAGGCUCUCGGUUUCACGAAUUUCGGGACUAUUCAGGCGAGUAGCAACACUCUCGAGACAAUGCAGAUGGCUUGUGGAGAAACAUGUGAAGCUGCAAGAGGAGCUCUCAUUGCUCAGAUAUGAAAAGAGAAAAACUGAGGCAGCAAUGAACAAAACAAACUUCACGGUGCUUCAGGAAAAAGUGGAGCAAAAUGAUGCAAGAGCCCUUUUCAUUCAAGAGCAGGUGGCUUUUUUAGGCUCAUCAAAGCGCCGCUGGCAGGAAAAAACUAUACGCCAGUGUAUACUCUGGCAUGCCAAAUCUCCAUCAUGUUAUCAGCUGCUGAGAGAGAGUGGCGUGCUGAAAUUACCGUGCAGGUCGACAUUGAAGAGGUACAUCGGUGCUUGCACUGGAGAGGUAGUCUCUUCACUGAUAAAGCAGCGGCUCCAUGUAGAAGCAAAACUGCACUCCAAACAGGCACGAUGUGGUUCCCUUAUCAUGGACGAGAUGUCUAUUAAACAGGCUACUAUAUACCACAAGCAGUCAGAUGCUGUACAUGGUCUGGUCAACUUGGGAGGUGCUGAAGUUGAUUACAACCUAGAAGAUGAAUUGGCAACACAUCUUCUAUGUUUUGUUUUUGUUGGUCUCUCCACUCCUUACAGGUUACCGGUUGGGUAUUAUGUUUCGAAGGCCCUAACUGGAGGACAACUAGAGAUUCUUGCCCUUAAAGUAAUGGCAUCUGUAGAAGAGGCAGGCUUUCAGGUGGUGAGGCUGGUUGCAGACAAUCAUCAGGCAAACUGCAAAUUUUUUUCAAGCUUGUCAGGUGGCCCUAUCAAGCCUGUCGUAAUACACCCUCUAGAUGAAAGUCGGCAGCUCUACUUGUCAUUUGACUACUGCCAUAUCCUGAAGAAUAUCAGGUCGCAGUUUCUUGAUGAAAAGAGAAUUUUCAGAAACAAAGGGAAGCUGAUCCUGCCAGAUUACUUAAGGUUGCUCUACAAGGUGCAGGAACGGCAGGGUGCUUUUAAAAUGGUGCGGUGCCUGACAAAGAAGCACCUCUGGCCAAGUAACUUCGAGAAAAUGAAUGUCAGUAGAGCUGUUAACAUUUUCUCGCCGCAGGUCACUUCAGUCCUGAGAUUUUUGCAGCAGCACGGACAUCGUCUUGGUGCUCCUGGAUUCGAGGGUUGCUUGCCCACAGUCGAAUUCAUGGAGAUAGUGUACAAGUGGUAUUCAGUGCACAACAUCAAGAGCACUACAUUCUAUAACAUCAGUAGGGACGCUUGGAGGAUGCCCUUCUACAGUGCAAGUGAUGAAAGGCUUCUAUGGCUGGAGGCAGAAUGCCUGGAUUAUUUUGCCUCGUGGAAGAAAGGCACCACCCACAAGCUGGAAUUUCUUACUGAAGAGACUCACGAGGCACUGACUCUAACAACGGCAGCAACCGUUAUGUGCACAAAACACCUGCUAAAUGCAGGAUUUCACUUUGUGCUGACUGGAAAGUUUUCCAGUGAUGACGUAGAGUCAUUGUUCUCGGCUAUUAGGCAGCUAAAUGGCAGCAAUGACCAAACAGAUGCCUACUCAGCGUUGCUGUCGGCGCUUCAGAAGAUUCUGGUCACUGGGAUCAUUCAUUCUUCAGCGAGUGGCAGUGUCGGAAGUGUGGUGGCAAACCUAGGGGCUGCAUCAUGUCUGCCUGUUCAAACAGUGACUAUAGCCACUGCAGGAAAGGAUGUUCAAAAGCUUCUGCUCCCCUACCUGUCUGCAUUCGAGCGGUACCCAAGUCUGCCACAACAGAGCCUGAGGUUGAGCACGCUAGCUCUGAUUGCUGGCUUCCUGGUGAGGGCAGUUCAAGACAAUAUUGACUGCUUGGGAUGCAUUGAUAAGUUACGUGCACCAACUUGCACUUCAACUACCACUGCCCUGAUUGCAGGAAUUGACAGAGGAGGGCUCUCCUACCCCACUUUGGCUUUUGUGGGCUUUGUUUCACUUCUUGAGGGUGCUGCCUCUAAAGCGGCUGCAGUGCUGGCGAAAGAGCCACAGCCUUUAAAAAAGUUUGGAGAAGUUGUGCUUCCUUCAAUUGUUAAAAACCCAUUGUUUAUGUGCAGCACAAAUCCCUCGGAGGCCCAUAGAAUGGAACUUGUUAGACUUGUACUGAAAAAGUUCAUGAGGCCCUUUUUGACGAAUUUCACUGGGCUGCUCACUGAAGGCAACGCAAAGAGAAAGGCCCUGAACAAAAAGCCCAACUCCAGAAAAGUACUUAAAGUGUAGUAACUAUCCAUGUGAUGGCACAAUAAAGCGCCCUUGGAAUUUUUCAAGCUCAGACUUUCGUUAUCAUUUGGUAAAGCGGCGUAAAUAAAUACGUCGAUAACAGCACAUUUUUACGAUUGUGGCAUGCACUGCAAUUAAAUCUACUCGCGUUCUGCCGCGCUCUCAACGGCACGUCACUUCAGCAAACAUGCCGAAUGCAGCAAGGGAACGCGUGGGCCCUGCAAAGUGGUACGUAGUGCGUUCAUUGCUUCCGGCUCGAGACUAGCGAAACGUACGGGAGAAUGAAGUGCGGACGCGUUCAGGCCUCGGCUAGCGCGGGAAGUGCGCACCAGACCAUAUUGACACCACAGCACUAACCAACAUUUUAGCAGACAAUGAGGGGGAAAAAAAAAAAAGCUCAAAGGGAUGACUUUACAAUCCUAGCAGCCGCGCGGCCACGCCUUCAAAGUAGUUUCAGAUUUCAUUGCACUGCACAGCGAAGAUACCAAAUAUCUGGGGUUGAGUGCCUCUCGCAUGUGUCGCCGUGCCUUUUUCUAGCCGCACCCUGUCUAUAAUGUGAAAUGCCGAGGUUACUUCAGCUCCUCUGCGAAUUUUUACCGUCAUCGCCGUAUUCCUGAAGGCAGGGCCGGAGCGUUUCGGGCGUUGCUGUGGGGGUGAGCACUGGCAGCCUCUACCGGCACGCUUGGUCCCUACUCAAUGAUCACGUGGUAUUUCUUGGGCCGCGCGCUCCCGUAGGCGACCACGGGAUGCGCAGGUCGCCCUUUAUACAGUAGGUCGUGGUCAAGACGGUUCGACAUGGAGCCGACGCAAUGACCACUUGAGACUUGCGCGGACAGCGCCACUUCGUCCUGCUGGAGCAGAAGUUUCUCCUCAACUGGAGCAACCGCCCAUCCAUUCUCCAACUGUCCCGGAUGUGCUUCAAGAGAGAGAACCAGCCAUACAUUUCCCAGCUACACCAGACGUGCUACAUGAGGAACAGUCGCCGGGAAGAGUAUCUGGAAGUAACUGCACCGUGGACAACCCUGUCAUGGCUGCACCUUGCGCUCCAAAGUUGCGCCGUAGCACAAGAACUCAAAAACCAGUGGUCAAGUACUCCCCGUAGCAUAUAUCUUAAGAGGGAAGGAGUGACACAAUGUUAAAAGUUGCUGAAAUGCAGCGCCCCCUGGCAGCCCUGCCUUUUUGUGUUGCUGCUGCGCCAUGCCUAGCGGGC